Messenger RNA from Trichoderma virens Gv29-8, 210 nucleotides. RefSeq lists its product as uncharacterized. Lineage: Eukaryota; Fungi; Ascomycota; Sordariomycetes; Hypocreales; Hypocreaceae. The transcript is spliced from 3 exons. The record is from RefSeq and is a predicted model, not a curated record. The coding region runs from base 1 to 210 and encodes 69 amino acids.
AUGCCAUUUGCAGAGGGAACUUCAGUAACAGCCACUGUCGACGACGGCAGUUCUUAUAUCGGCACCGUCAAGAGCUUCCAGAAUGGAAGAUACGUUGUCGAGAUCGUAAAAGGAGACGUCACGGAGGUCGUCGACGUCGAUGAAUCAAAGGUGAAGGAGUUCCACAUGAUGAUGUCAAACAAGAGCCUGUUCAACCGAAUCGGUCGUUAG